AUGCGAGAAAAGUCCGGCACUUUCUUUCCUCUGUGUGUGUGGAUUUCGCUACUAUCUCACGUGGGCAAGGUCCCCAUCAAGAUCAUCACCAACCGUCUAAGCGCCUUCUGCGAAGCCAACAACAUCCUCCCGGAGGAACAGUGCGGAUUUCGACCCGGGCGAUCCACCGUCGACAUGCUGUUCGUCGUGCGCCGCCUCCAGGAGCUGGGGCGGAGAAAGAAAAUACCGCUCUACAUGUGCUUCGUCGACUUGAACAAGGCGUAUGAUUCGGUGGACCGACAGUUGCUAUGGAAGGUGCUGGCCAGGGCCGGGAUUCCCGCGAAGCUGAUCGAGGUCAUCCGCCAAUUCCACGAUGGAAUGCGGGGCCGGGUGCGCAUGGACGGCGGAGAACUAUCGAACUGGUUCUUCGUGACACAGGGCGUGCGACAAGGAUGUGUGCUAUCCGCGCUGCUGAUCAACAUCUUCUUCGCCGAGGUCCUCGAGGUCGUUGUCAUCUGAUUCAGCGAGGAUGAUGUUGUUCUGCGGAGCCUGGUGUGCUUGGAGGAGGGGAAGACAGAAGCGGGGGGGC
Molecule: messenger RNA, 568 nt
Organism: Ectocarpus sp. CCAP 1310/34
Lineage: Eukaryota; Phaeophyceae; Ectocarpales; Ectocarpaceae
Source: the annotation of a GenBank genome assembly